GAGGCUUGGGCCCGACGGGGGAGACGGAGCCCCAGGUACCGGGCUGAUGGAGCCCGCAAGGGCAGGGGCGGAGGCGCCCCGGAGAGGAGUGCGGCCUGAGGGCAGAGGCGGGUCUGGGCCUCUGCGAGGGGUUAGAGUGGCCCACCAGAGAAAGGAGAAGGGGGCCGGGCCCCGGCAGGCCUAAUGGGGGCGCUGAGGAGGGGGCCGGGCGGGCUGGGAGCCCGAAGUUGGACUGUUGAAGCCUGGAAGUCCCCUCCCCUCCCCCCUCCCCCCUCUGCCGCUCUGUGGCAUCCCCCUCCCUCUACCCUUUCCCAUUCUGAUAAUCUAGCCAUGACUAGCAGAAGCACAGCCAGGCCCAAUGGGCAGCCCCAGGCCAGCAAAAUAUGCCAAUUCAAAUUGGUCCUGCUGGGUGAAUCUGCAGUGGGGAAGUCUAGCCUGGUAUUACGUUUUGUCAAAGGGCAGUUCCACGAGUACCAGGAGAGCACCAUUGGAGCGGCCUUCCUCACCCAGUCGGUUUGUUUAGAUGACACAACAGUCAAGUUUGAGAUCUGGGACACAGCUGGGCAGGAGCGAUACCAUAGCUUGGCCCCCAUGUACUACAGAGGUGCCCAAGCUGCAAUUGUGGUUUAUGACAUUACUAAUCAGGAAACCUUCGCCCGAGCAAAGACAUGGGUAAAGGAACUACAGCGACAGGCCAGUCCUAGCAUCGUUAUUGCCCUGGCGGGGAACAAAGCUGACCUGGCCAACAAGCGCAUGGUGGAGUACGAAGAGGCCCAGGCGUAUGCAGAUGACAACAGCUUAUUGUUUAUGGAGACUUCAGCCAAGACAGCUAUGAACGUGAACGAUCUCUUCCUGGCAAUAGCUAAGAAGUUGCCAAAGAGUGAACCCCAGAAUCUGGGGGGUGCAGCAGGCCGAAGCCGGGGUGUGGAUCUCCAUGAGCAGUCCCAGCAGAACAAGAGCCAGUGUUGUAGCAACUGAUGGGGUGGCUAGCGGCAAACAAGUAUGGAGCUAGCACGAGAGCUCAGAAAUAACCUCCAUCCCCACCGCUCAGCACACAGCCCCUACGGUAACAGCACAUUGGGCCCUGGCUCCCAAGGGCUGCCUCUUGACAGCUCCGUCAUGGCACUUUUUAACGCUUCAGCAACAACACCAGGCAGCUGUUGCCACUGGCCUCCUACCCCUGCUCUGGGGCUUGGGGGUCAGAUCCCCCAGGACUUACCUUCCAAAACAAACUUUCUUCACUUUGUAUUAUAGGUGCAAGACAGUGACCUAAUUAUCUUUCCUCCUCCUCCCCAUUUUUUCAGAAAACUUUUUUUGUCUCCUGCCCCUUCCCCUUCUGCUUUUGGUCAGUAUCUCUUCUUGAUUCCCUUUUCUUCCUCUCCCCAGGAUGGAGAAGGUAGUGAACCCAGGAAGUGAGGAAGGAGGUUUCCAGUUCAGUCACAUUAAGGACCCUGGGGGAAAGUAAGGCUCAGAGCAAGGGGGAGUAAGGAAACAUUUCCUUUUUGUUUUUAUUUGGUUGGAGUUUCUCAUAUUUGAAAACACUGAGUUGGCCUUGUGGAGGGUGUUUCUAGGUAGAGGUGAGAAUGUGAAGGCAAGCUCUCAGGCACCAGGCUGGAGUCUUGUUAGCUAACUGGGCAGAGGUGGAAGAGGUGGAGAUGCAGUGUCAUCUGUGGCUCAGGAACUCUUCUAAGGCUUACUUUCCCCUCACCCAGCCUCUUAGGUAGCUUCUUCCCCAUAGUGGGGGAGAUUCUGGACCCCAGAGUCCUCCAAAGAAUCUUCACUGGUUGCCUGCAUCUUUGGCUCUGCUGUGAUCAAAUGGAGGAGGGACCAGUUUCUGACACCCAUCCUCUGACUUACACAUAUGCAUUUUUUUCUCUCUGGCCUUCAGAUGGCCUCAGCCCCAGCCACAAUAUCCCCCUGCAGUUUGCACUUUAAUUGAUGGUAGUUCAGUUGUGAUACUUGUUUUAUGGGGGUUUUGAUUGAUUUACCUGCCCUCUUAACUUUUUAAUUAAGUGGAAUCCGAGGUGUAUAUGAGGUUAGGGGAGGGGCUGUAGAGAACAGUACCGGUGGCAGCUACUCAAGCCCAGUCUCCACUGCUAGCUUCCUCCAACUCUGAUUCUUACUUCACCUGUAUUCUUGCCAGCCUAACUCUUGGGUAUAGGUUUACCUUUCCUGAGGAAUUAACUGAGCAACUGGAGAGCAGUCUCAGGAUAGCAUAGGCCGUUGUAGGGGAGUGAAGAGGAGUCAGCAAGAGGGAGGAGUUUUCUGUCCUUUCCCAGGGUUCCCAUUCAAUUUGAUCCACCCAUUACCAUGUCUUUUCUACUUCCCUGUAAAUAGGUAUGAUCUUUAUUCCCACUGUACAGUCUGUUCUGUUCCCCACCUCCCAUCAGGCCCUAUUUCUUUUCUCCUUUGUUAGUAUCUUCAGUUUGGUCCCUCCAUGCUUACCCCCCAAACCCAUCCCCCAUGCAACCAGUGGUUUAAUCCACGUACCACUAGGGGGGGUAGUACCACAGAGGCCUACUUGUGGCCCCCUAAUAUAAUACCUGUUCCUGUGGACAGGGAACGACUGGCACUGAAGGUCCCUCACAGCUGUCUCACAUCACCAGAGUUUGUUGGUCCUUUCUAAAUCUCUAGUCUCUCUUCACAUCCCUCAUCAGGUAUUUUAAGAUGUGUUUGGGAAGCCAUCAAGGCAAGAGAGAACUCUAAAUCCUUCUUGUUCUAGCCCAGGGUUUUGAGGAGAUUGGGGGGAAUAAGAGAGGAGAGGCCAUAGUGACCUAGGAUUGGAACCUUUCUGCCCUUUUGGCUUGCAGACUGCCUUCUGUCCCAGAGAAGCUGAGAAAUCCAUGAAGCUGAGAUUCUGAAGGACCCAGCUUAGGUUCUUCCACUUACACCUAAAUUCCCUUCCUUUACCAGGGGCAGCCUUAGUUCCCAUGGCCCUGAAACACAUACACAUUUUCCCCUCCUUUCCCCAGCACCCACUAGCCCCCUAGAGCAGCCAGUGCAUCCUUACAAGUGGAAGAACUACGAUGGCUCUCUUAAGUUUCUUAGAAAUGAAGUUCUUUCUCUGUGUAGUUUUCCCCAUGGAGCAGUAGUGAAGAUGUUUCGUUGCCUUGGGGCUGGGAAACCAUUUCUCCAGGCUUCGUCUCCCCUCCCCUUAGGAACAGGAUUGGCCUUAGCUUCUGGGCCUAUCUGCUGCCUUCCUUCUACUUCCUAUUAGCUCUUCUGCUUUCCUUUGAGCUCUGUUGGGCUUAGGGAAUCUUAGUUUUUAUUUCCCAGCUCUUCAUUUUUUUCUUCUGAUUUUUUUUUUUUUU
This is a messenger RNA of Globicephala melas (long-finned pilot whale), 3311 nucleotides long. RefSeq names its product RAB5B, member RAS oncogene family (gene RAB5B). Gene Ontology annotation, molecular function: GTPase activity; GTP binding. The record is from RefSeq and is a predicted model, not a curated record. NCBI's taxonomy places the organism in Eukaryota, Metazoa, Chordata, Mammalia, Artiodactyla, Delphinidae. Gene Ontology annotation, cellular component: endosome; Golgi apparatus.